Molecule: messenger RNA, 207 nt
Organism: Metarhizium brunneum ARSEF 3297
Lineage: Eukaryota; Fungi; Ascomycota; Sordariomycetes; Hypocreales; Clavicipitaceae
Source: RefSeq, a predicted model, not a curated record
AUGGCACGCCCCAUACGGAUUUUCAUGAGCACGGGUUGGUACAUCAUUCGAGUCGUCUCUUGCGCAGGGUGCAAGAAGGAGAUCGGUUGGAUCUAUCUUAAGGUGCAACAGAGAAGCCAACUGUACAAACUGGGAAAGUUCGUCCUGGAAUUGGCGAGACUCGAAAUGAUCAUUCCUCCGGCCCCGCCAACUGGCGUUGCGUUUUAA